Callorhinchus milii (elephant shark) is the source of this 4334-nucleotide messenger RNA. RefSeq names its product centromere protein J. Gene Ontology annotation, molecular function: tubulin binding. Gene Ontology annotation, biological process: centriole elongation; cilium assembly. Lineage: Eukaryota; Metazoa; Chordata; Chondrichthyes; Chimaeriformes; Callorhinchidae. The record is from RefSeq and is a predicted model, not a curated record. The transcript has 19 exons. Gene Ontology annotation, cellular component: nucleus; centrosome; centriole.
AUGGAUCAUUCUGUAAGCGAAGAGCAUAAUGGCAUAACUCAGGAUCCUAAACACAUCCUGGUAACAGAAAAUCCUGCCUUGAUUCCAGGCUUGUCAAGUGGCCUCCAAAACCAGGUGGUACAGGGUGAUGUUGACAAGGCAAAUGGACCCUUAGACCCUUCACUCUACAAUGAGCUCAACCAACAAUCUGUGUUUUACAGAAACUGGUAUCAGGUACAAAGUGAGCAACAAGGCCACCUAAUGAGACAGCAAAUGGAGCAUCUCCAACAUCUGAUGGAUCAGCAGCAGAAACUCAUGAAACUACUCAGCCUGCCCCCAGCUAGCCCAGGUGUUCCUGCUACAAAUUCUGUGUUGGUACAGCAUUUGCCAAAUGAGACAUCUCAGAGACAGGUCUCUGGACUUCCAUCUCAGGCUGAGGAUACAGAAACAAAUGUAGAUGACAGCAUCCCAGAGGAUGAAAGCUGUCCUGGGAAUCUUCCUCCAAUUAAAGAGAAUUGUGAGCAACCCACGGAGCAGAGCAUUGUAUCUCCUUUUGGAAUUGAGAGAAAUCCCAAAAGAACAGGGGGUCCAGAAGAAAGACCAAUCAGGCCUGGAAUUAGCGUGAGACAAAAAACCUUUGAAGAUUUUGUGGAAGAACAACUUAAAGUGGAUUCAGAAUCUGUUAAACAAGAUUCACAGAAUGUAAAUGAGGUGAAGGCAACAACUAAGAAGUCUUUCUUGAAGCGUGGUGAAGGUAUUGCACGAUUUGAGAAGAACAAAGACAUUGCACCCAAGGAGCAAAGCGUAUGUCCCAUUAAAGAAUCUGCUAAACAGUCUCCUUGGAAAGUCACCUUUGGCAGUCAUCGCCGGCUUUCUCUACCUGCGCUCUCCGAGGGCGAUAGUCUUCAGGUGAAAAAACGACCAGCUUUAAAAAAGCAGGUUAGCACCUCUGUCCUUUUGUCAUCCAAAGCGAAGAAGCCUCUCCCUACUAAUAGCUCCAUGAUGAGUGGUAGCAAGGACCAUAGGCAACAUGACAAACUGGAUGAGAUCAAAAACAGUACAGAUGAGGGCAUUCAAAGUGACAUAAAUGCUCCUGAACUGAUGAACAAGUUUGAGUUGUCCUGCAAACACUGCAAUGACAGAAACAAUGCAUGUCAGCAUUUAAAAGAGGGUAUUAAAACAGUUGGGGGGAAUAGUGAAGAGGAAACACAAGGACAUGCUCCUGGAAGUAAAAGUUUAAACUUCCAUAUUCUUGAAUGUCAGAAUUUGAUUCAAUUUGAAUCAAAUUUGCCGAAUCAGUCAAGUAACCACGUUCUUCCUGAAAGUAUAACAAAACUCAACCAAGAACAACAUGUAUGGCAGUCACAGGAAUCUGUCAAUGAACUUUCAAUGCCUUUCAAUACCUCUUCCUACCUGGCAUGUUCUCUGGAGCAACAAAAUAGCAACAGGGAUGGAGUUGUGAAGCAGGAUAUUGCACUUUUCCAGGAGCAGAUAGAGAAAGAGCAAGGUGACAAACGAAAUAACGCAGAUUCCAGCAAAGGUCUUGACAGAAAAAAAGUAGGCUUCAAAAAAUUAAAUGACCAAAUAGUACAAGUUGACGGUCUGCUUUACUGUAGUGAGAAUGUCCAAAACCAAGAAGUCCAAGAUGGGGAAAUGCACAGAGACACAAGCACAGGGUUAAUACUACAUACAAAUAAUGAGCAAAACGGAUUGAUUAUUGGUUUUAAAAGUAAGAAUGAGCAUCACAGAACAGCUCAUACUAAAGCCAGCAGUACAGAUACUGAGGAUGAUGACCCCAAAUCUCAGUGUCACCAACAACUAACAAAAGAGACGGCACAAAAGUACAACCACAUUGACAACCAUCUGGACUUGUCUGAUGAUGCAGACUACGCGAGCGACCUCCCAAGUGGACUAGAAGAUCUAGAGGUGCAAACAUUUCAAUGUUCUGCACACAGUAAAUCUUCUUUAGAGAAAUACAAUGUCCUGAGCAGCACCACUAGCAGCAGCGGUGAGAAUGAGAUUAGAGGACGCAAACCCAAUGCUCCGUUGAGGCGAUGUCUCUUCCCACACAAUAGGUCAACAAAGGAGAAAAGUAAAGUGCGGAGAAGAAAGUCCAAAUUCUCAAAGUCAAAUGCCGGUAGUUUGGUGGACAAUCAGCCUAAUGACUCCAAGCAAUCAAAUCUGGAGCAACCUUCAGCUAUUGACCUUGAAGGAAGAUUGCUCCCAUCUCCAAACUCCAAGCCAAAGGUUAUAAUGCAAUGUGAUCUUCUAGAACCUAAAGCCAUCAAUGAGAAAGUUCAAGACGGGGUUCAAUCCAAACUACUGCAAGACAAACUUCAACAGCUCGAAGCAGAAAUUGAUCGAUUCCGAGCAGAAAACAACACAUUAGUCAAAAUGAAGGAGGAACAAGAGCUGGCCAUGGAAAACCUGAGAAAGCGGAUGGAUCUGUUUGAACACAAGAAGACCGAAGAGAUGGCCCGUUUAGAGGAGUACAAGAAAGAAGAGAUGAAGAAACUACAGAAGGAGAGGAGGCUGUCUGAAAAGACCACAAUGGCAGCCAAAGCGAUGUUAGAUAGGAGAGAGCGGGAGGAGAUGGAGCUGUUGAAGCAGCAGCUUGGACAGCUCCAGGAAGAGCUGAGGAAAAACGAGUCUGGCUGGGCUACAUCCCACAACCACCUUCAAAACCAGAUACAAUUAUUGACCAAAGAAAACAAUGACCUACGGGGUGAGGUGAAGGCAAUAGAACACCAACGUCAAGAGGCCGUGAGGAAGGCAGAAACCGCUGCCCUUAUCAGCAGGAUAGCCGAAACACCGGUGUCAGAUGCCAUCCUUAAAGGUACAUUACAGCCAGUCUCCAGAAGUGCUAGAAGCCGUAGUUCAACACCUUGUGGGAGGAAAAUGACUUUUGACGGUAGACAGACACCAGUUGAUCCAGAGCUAAAGGCUGGGGGGAAAGCAGAGGUAAAGCUUGAAGCCCAGAAAAGGAGAUGAGAGAAAUCCAGGAAAGGGUUUCUGUCCCGUUUACAAACCCGAAGUGCAACUCCAACCGAACGGAGAAGGCUCUUCCAGAACAGAUCAACACCUGAUCUCGAGAUGAGCAUUCAGAGAGCCAAUUCAGCUCGUCAAAGAGGGCAUGACCGAAAGUCUCCUGUGCCCAGCUUAAAUCUCAGUGUGUUCCCAGAAACAAAUUCCACUCUCCAUGCCAGGGGCCCCCAGUCGUCUUCCAAUUCAGGCAGUUCAGAGGAUGUUCUUCACAUGCCAGCGCACUCCAUUGAGCAAAUGGUCGAGGAUGUGCCCUCUGCUAGGACUCCCAGGGCUGCUGCUAAACUGCCAGUGACUGAGACCAGCAGAACUAGGAGCACAGCGGAGACGGUGACCAGAUGUCGAGAGAAGCCUCCUAUCGGAUGUAGAAGUCGCAGUGCGACCCCAGUUGGGCGGAGGACACCAGUGGAUCGGAAACAACUGACCUUCGACCUUGAGCAGAAGAGUAUGCGGCCACACUCUGCCUUAUCAAGGAGAGAAUCUAUUUCUUCUAAGAGUAUCAUUACAAAUGAAGAUGUCCAAGAGGAAAUACAGUAUCCAGAUGGCAAGCUGGAACAGAUACUGGUAAAUGGAUGUCGAAUCAUCACUUUCCGCAAUGGCACGAGAAAGGAGAUCAGUGCAGAUGGCCAGUCUGUCACUGUCACAUUCUUCAAUGGGGAUGUGAAACAAUUCACACCAGACCAGAAAGUGAUUUACUACUAUGCUGAUGCAAAGACCACACACACCACAUACCCAAAUGGAAUGGAGGUAUUGCACUUCCCUAACAGCCAAAUAGAAAAGCAUCACCCAGAUGGUAAAAAGGAAAUAAGAUUUCCUGACCAAACAGUCAAAUAUUUGUUUCCUGAUGGCCAAGAACAGAGCGUCUUUCCAGAUGGUACGGUUGUGACUCUACAAACAAACGGAGAUAAAAUUAUCAAAUUUACUAACGGGCAGCGGGAGAUCCACACGUCACAGUACAAGCGGAGGGAAUACCCCGAUGGGACUCUGAAGACAGUGUAUUCCAAUGGGCGACAGGAAACAAAGUACUCAACGGGUCGUGUCCGAAUAAAAGACAUCGAGGGAAAUAUUAUUCUUGAUAAAAAGUAACGAGUAGAUUUUGGUUUCAUACCAUGCUGUGUGGUUUGUGUCUUCAGUGUAAGAUUGAAGAGAAACAAAAAUAAAUUGAAACACCUUGCUUCUGUUAUGGGGGAAACUUGAUGACAAUUUUGAAACAAGGAUCCUCAAAGGGCUUCAAAGAUGAACUGAGCAAGUUCCUGGAAAAUGAAACAAUUCAGGUUUAUUGCUUAUUGUUUAAGUGCUUCAGAGAAUAUAUC